Paralichthys olivaceus (Japanese flounder) is the source of this 926-nucleotide messenger RNA. Lineage: Eukaryota; Metazoa; Chordata; Actinopteri; Pleuronectiformes; Paralichthyidae. The record is from RefSeq and is a predicted model, not a curated record.
GCUCGGGUUACAGAGAGGAUGAGUGUGCAGGAGGAGCUGGACCGGCUGCUGUUCCUGGCGUCAGACCAGUCUUUGUCUCUGCUGCCUGAAUACCACCAGAGGAUCAAGGUGCUUCAGUCCCUCCAGUACGUCGACAGCAGCGGGGCAGUGCAGCUGAAAGGCCGCGUGGCUUGUCAGAUCAGCAGCCACGAGUUGCUGCUGACCGAGCUGCUGUUCGAGAACGUCCUGAGCCCGCUGGCGCCUGAAGAGAGCGCCGCCCUGCUGUCCUGUCUGAUCUUCACACAGAACACGCAGGUGGAGCCGCACAUUACCAACACGCUGCAGGAGGGAAUCGGUCGGGUGCUGUCAGUGGCCAAGCGUAUCGGAGAGCUGCAGAGGGAAUGUGGGAUACCACAGACGGCCGAGGAGUUUGUAGGCCAGUUCAAGUUUGGUCUGACAGAGGUGGUGUACUGCUGGGCCAGAGGCAUGCCGUUCGCAGAAAUCGCCCUGCUCACAGACGUCCAGGAGGGCACGGUGGUCCGCUGCAUCCAGCGCCUGGAUGAGGUGCUGAAGGAGGUGCGACAGGCCGCCCGCAUCGUGGGAGACUCUGUCCUGGGGAGCAAGAUGGAGAAGGCGUCGCUGGCCAUCCGCAGGGACAUCGUGUUCACCGCCUCGCUCUACACCCACUGAGAGGAGGGAGGGUGAGAGUGAGGACGCAUGUGUCUUAAUGUUGGAGGUGUGAGAAAGAUAGAGGUGGACGAGGGAGGUGAAGAGAUGGUGUGUCUUAUCAAGUGCUGUGUGUGCCUACAAAACAUGUGGAUGUUUACAUUUACAAUUUCUGACCAGGAAGAAAUGAAUGAUUUUAACUAACACGCCAAACGACACAAGGAAUGAAGACCUGGAUUGUAAUUUAUUGUACAGUAAUAAAAUCUGUCUUAAAAAAUGAA